Molecule: messenger RNA, 6720 nt
Organism: Effrenium voratum
Lineage: Eukaryota; Dinophyceae; Suessiales; Symbiodiniaceae
Source: the annotation of a GenBank genome assembly
AUGAACAAGAACGACUACGCUGGGAACUACGAAGAUCGCGAUCGCGGCGGCGGCGCGGACAAGAUCCUGGUCCCGGAGUUUUCGGCAGAGGACGACAGGGACGGUGUGAAGGCAAGGGGCUAUCUCCGGAAGAUCGAGGCUUGGCGGCGGGUCACGAAGAUCAAGAGCUACAAGCAGGCCUUGAUGUUGUACAACCACCUCACGGGGCGGGCAUGGCGUGACGCGGAGGAGCUCGAUGUGGAAUGGCUGGACGGGGACUCUGGCAUGGACUACUUCAUCGACUGGAUCCGCAAUCGCUACUUGGACCGCGAGGUGAUCAAGGUGGGCAAGUACAUGACGGACUUCUUCAAGAACCUUAAGAAGCACAACAACCAGGACGUGAAGGAGUUCAACCAGGAGUUUGACCGACAGGCCGCCAGGCUGAAGGAGGUGGGUUGCGCUUUGCCUGACGUCUGCCUGGCUUGGUGGUAUAUGGAUAAACUUCGCCUCGACAAUGCGACCGAGCUCAACCUCCUCUCAUCCACGGGCAACGACUACAACCUCUACAAGCUCCAGGACGCGGCCAUCAUCCAGGACAGGAUGAACCGUCGACUUUGGGAAUCUCAUCGGGGACGGAACAACGAUAAGUACGACCAGAACAAGAAGGGUCAGCAGGCCUAUGUGACCGAGGAGCUGGGGGAGGGACAGUCCGAGGACGAGGAGUCGGAGCUAGACAUGGACGUGGAGGGCAUCGAUGAAGAGGCGGAGGAGGCAUAUGUGACCUACCAGAACGCGAAGUCCAAGUACCGCACCAUCAUGAACGCGAGGGGCAUCAAUCCGAAGGCGAACCAGGAGGAGCGCAUCAAGGCGGCCAAGGCGAGGUCCUACUGCUCCGCGUGCAAGAAGAAGGGGCACUGGCACAAGGACCCGGAGUGCCCCCUCAACCAGAAGAACCCGCAGGGUGACAAGCGGGACGCACACCAGGUGAAGUUCUGCCACGUCGCCUACAUGACUGACAGCAUGACGGAGACCGAGCUCUACGGCAUUACUGAUUGCGCGUGUAGCAGGACGGUUGCGGGGCGACCGUGGAUCCGGCGGAUGGUGCGGAAGGCGAAGGAAAACAACAUCCCGUACUUCUUCAUGGCACAGGAGGAGAACUUCAAGUUUGGUGGGCCGGACAUUUUUCGUUCUGAGCGUGCCCUGGUGGUUUGGCUGCAGAUCAACGGAGCACCCUUUAUCCUGAAGAUCGCGGAGGUCAAGUGUGUCCUGCCGUUGCUGCUGAGCAGGAAUGUUUUGGCGGGCCUCGGCAUGUGCUAUGACAUCAGCAAGCACGUGGCGGACUUCAGUGAGCUCGGCGUUGAGGGCUACAAGCUUGGCCAGACCGAGACGGGGCACCCCAUGGUAGUUGUCACCGGAGGUGGCAUUUGCUGGCCAUCCUGGCCGGAGGCCGUGGAUUGGUCGGUGGUGGAGUGUGACGUUCACCGACCAGCCCGAUCGUGCUACAUGGUGCAUGGGGGAGCGGGGAACGAUAUGAGGGUCAACCACAUAUUCUACCCCAAGAAGGUUGAGCAGGCUCACAAGGACAAAUUGGUGGCCCCCCUACUGGAUGUUGACUGGUUUUGGGCUUGGUGGUCGGGGAGCAGCAUUUCCAAAGACUUCUGGAUUGAAACCGACACCCAUUUUGUGCGGAUUCACAUGGUACCACGGAGGAGGACGGAACUGGCGGUGGACCGCCCCCCAAUUCGCUAUAUGCCCGAGCUGAAGCCAUGGAAGAUGAAGAGGGCCGAGCUCGUGGAGAAGUUGGACGAUUUGCUCAUCGACUACGACCAGAAGGCGACGGUGCCAGAGUUGCAGGAGAUCCUCAAGAAGCAUCUGACCAAAACGGAGGAGCUGGCCAAGGGCUACACGCGGUUCACGGUGGGCGAGCUGCGGGAGAUGUGCAACAAGAAGAAACUCCGAGUUCCGGCAACGGCCAACAAGGGAUGCCUCAUCCAAGCUCUACGCUAUGCGGAGGGCGGCCACAGCAAGGAAGAGAUCUCCUUCGGACGCUACAAGGGGAAGACCUACGAGGCGAUCCCGAUGGACUACCGGCUCUGGGCGGUGGAAGAGGUAUCCAAGAACGAGACCCCGGCGGCGGCACUGGUACGGUUUGCAACGUGGGCAAAGCGGUGGAUGGAAUUGGAGGCUCUCGAGGAGGAAGUCAUCGACCCGGAGGAAGCGGCGGUGGUGGCACCCCCCAAGAGCACGAUGGACUUCAAGCCGACGAUUCGCAAGAAGGCGAUGACGUCUACUACGACUGCGAAGAGGGCCACGCCCGCGACGAGCGACUCGGACGGGUCCUGGCUGCAGGCGGAUCCCAUGGACUCGGAGACGGAUGCGGACGCCAACAAGAAGAUCCUGGAGUUGGAACGCUACUGGGCAGUGAGAGAAGGGCGAGCCAAGCAGAAGGCAGUAGCGAAGUUGGAGAAGAUCGGGGAGCCCCGGGAGAGCAGCGGCGACCUCACGGUGAACGAGGACAACCUGGACUAUGACGAUGACAUUGAGCACAGGAUCAACUCAUGCCGGGGACGGAAGGUCAAGAACUCCACGCGGAAGAUGAUCGGCAGUUGGACGCGGAAGGUGUGGCAGGCAUUUUUGAGUACGGCAGUGGCGCUGGCUGGGCCCGUCAUGGUGGAGGCUAACGAGGCGGUGGUCGAGCCGAUCAAGGACCUGUACAACGCGACAGUGCUCCCGAGGUUUGGGGAGGAGGGACAACCCUACGUGCUGGAGGUCUUUGCCGGUAAGAACCACAUCACGCAGGCCUUCGCGGCGAAGGGGUACGACGUUAUGGAACCGCGUGAUCUUCUACUCGGCCACGACAUCCGCAUCAAGGAGGUCAGGGAGAAUAUCCUUGAGGACAUCCGGAAGUUUAAGCCGAAGCUGGUUUGGUUGGCACCCCCUUGCACCUUAUGGAGUCCUUGGACGAGGAUCAACUACUACGGCAGGGCGAACCAACUUCGGCGACUCCGACAACAUGAGCGGAUGUUCCAGGAGUUCGCGGAGGAGUGUGCGCGGUUGCAGCGGAGUGGUGGUAGGCACAUCAUCAUCGAGAAUCCCGCCCAGAGUGAACUGUGGCAUACCCCUAGGAUGACGUCUGUCAUCAAGGACUACCAUCUCCUGGAGUGCAACCUCGACAUGUGCGCCUACGGCCUGAAGGGCAAGUCCGAUGGCAAGCUCCUGAAGAAGCCGACCAAACUUUUGGUCAGCUCUGAGAUCUACCAUCACGAACUGGCCAGGAGAUGCGACAAACGACAUGACCAUGGCCAGACAGCAGGGGCGAAUACGGCACCUUCAGCAUGCUAUACCUGGAGUUUUGCACGGGCGGUGGUAGAAGCAACAUGCAAAGUGGACAGCUCCUACGUGACUGCCUAUGUGGCGGAUGCAGGGGAGGAGGACGUUGGUGGAGAUCAACAACCGGAGGAUGACUUGGUGGGGGCUUCCGGCAUCAAGCUCCCGAAGGCUACUUCAGCCGCUACCGCUUCGGCGCUCCGGCGGAUCCACCAGAACCUUGGACACCCCAGCAACAAGGACUUGACGCGACAUCUACGGCUAUGUGGUGCGACGGAGGAGGCCAUCAAGGGUGCGCAGGGGCUAAGGUGUGACACGUGCCAGAGGUUGAGGCGACCGGGGACACAACGACCCGCGAAGACUGUGCUGCCUAUGGACUUCAAUGACGAGGUGGCGGUCGAUCUCUUUUACCUCUAUGACCAAGGCAAGGUUAAGCACUCUAUCCUGUCGGUCAUGGAUUUGGCCUCGGGCUACCACGUUUGCCGGAAAAUCCAGAGCAAGCUCUCCGAGGAUCUUGCAGAGUCUGUUCGUCAACUUUGGUUGGAGUGGGCCGGCAUGCCUAAGCGGAUGGUCUGUGACCAGGAGCGGGGAUUUCAGAAGAACUUUGUUGACGAGAUGGAAAACCGCGGGAUCCACGUGAAGUACAUUGCAGGACAGGCUCAUUGGCAGCUUGGACAACUUGAGCGACAGCAAGGUUGGCUGCGUACGAUGUGGGAGAAGGUGGUGGAACACGAAAACAUCAACUUCCAGGAGGCGGAAUGGGCAUUGCUUCAGGUGGUGCAGGCCAAGAACAACCUUCGGCGGCGGCACGGGUACUCCCCGGCACAAUGGGUACUCGGAGUACAACCUCGCAUGGAGGACGGACUCGCAGACGGAGGACAAGAACUACUACCAGCAGACACUGCGGGCGGUGCAUGGAGCAGAAAGAUGGCUAUCCAACGAGCAGCAAGAAUGGCUUUCUUCGAGAGUCAGGCGACGGAGGCGGUGCGUCGGGCGGCUUUGGGACGGCCACGCGUGAAGAAGAACGAGUACCAGACCGGGGACAUUGUCUACAUCUACAGGGUCAAGAAGACUCCGGGCGGUGCUGGCAGCCAACGACAAGGUGCAGGACAAUGGAUCGGCCCAGGCACGGUGGUGGGGGCCGAGGGCAGCUCAGUAUGGGUAUCCCGUGGUGGACGAUGUUUGCUUUGUGCCCAAGAGCAUCUACGACCAGCAGAGUCAAGUGAGUUGGGCACGCUCUUCCAGGUGCAGUCCAUGCAGAAGGACCUACGGCAGCUUUUAGAACGAAUCGACGAUGACGGAGUGGACGACGAGGAGAUCUUCCACGAUGCGAGCAACCUCAUGGAGGACGGGGAUGCGGAGGCCUACAGGAAGCAGAAGCGGCAAUGGCCGGAUGGCGUGCCCCGGAGGAGGAUGCGUCAAAAGGGGCCGGUGCCUCACGCUGUCGAGGACGACCUGCGCGACGGGGAGGACGAGUACUCACCGAGUGUGGCUGCGCCAGAUGAGGAGAUUACGGGGAUGGACUUCGUCAACGACUAUGCGGACAAGUCGGAGGGCGACGACAUCCAGGAUGUGGACGAGGCGAUGUGGACGACGCACAAGCGCACCCCCAAGACUAUUGCGAAGCAGCGUGACAAGGAGGUGGCUUGGAACGACAUCCCGGCCGCCGAGAAGGAGUUGUACGUUGCUGCGGAGAAGAAACAAUGGGACGAGCACGUCAAGUACGGCGCGGUGCGGAUCCUCUCGGCCCAGGAGAGUGAGGAGGUGAUGAAUAAGGUUCACCCGUCGAGGAUCCUGAACUCCCGGUUUGCCUACAGGGACAAGAACGUGGCGAAACGACGUGAGGACCCUGCUGUCCCUCCCAAACCAAAGGCGAGGCUAUGCAUUGCUGGCCAUCGCGACCCUGAUCUUACUGGCGGAGGAAUGGAGACGGAGGCACCGACAGUGAGCAAGACCUCGCUGUCUACGUUAUUGCUGAUCGCGGCACAGGAGGACUGGGAGUUAGCAGCGGGAGACGUGCAGGCGGCCUUUCUCAACGGCGAGGAGUCCCGACGAGGUCUCUACAUGCGACAACCAGUACGUGGGUUACCUGAGAUGGAGCCGAACCAGUUGGUAGAGGUGGUGAAGGGCAUCUUCGGCCUGGCGAACUCACCACGGCUUUGGUGGAAACGGCUGGCGAAGGAGCUCUUGGCACUGGACUUCGUGAUUAACAGCGAGACGCUGAAGUUGGAGCAGCACCCUUUGGAUAGCUGCUUCUUUCUGUUGCGGAAUGCAGAAGGUGUCCUACGGGGAGCGUUGGUUACACACGUGGACGAUAUCCUGAUCGCGGCGGCCCCCCAAGAGCUGGUCCAGCUCAAGAAGAACCUGUCUGGGAUCUUCCCCAUUGCGGAGUGGGAGGACAAGGAGUUCGAGUAUAUCGGGUCCCAGAUCAAGCAGGCGGACGGCGUCAUCGAAUUGGGUCAAUGCAGCUACGUGAAGUCGAGGCUGGAAACUACGGAGAUGCCCAAGGAGCACGACGCGGAUGAACUUGCAGACGAGGUGACCAAGAUGGACAACCAGUCGGUGGUCGGGGGGCUCUCGUGGUUGGCGUCUCAGACCCGACCGGACCUGCAGACGGGGGUGUCGAUGGCUCAGAGGAAGCAGCGGGCACCAACCUACGGCGACGUCAAGGAGACUAACAAGAUCGUCAAGCUGGCGCAGGAGUGCAAGGGCGAGGUGUUGAAGUACCAGAAGAUCGGCAGUGGCAAAUGGAGUGAUAUGGUUCUGCUGGUCUUCCACGACGCGGCUUGGGCAAACGUUCCGGAGGAGCGCAUGGAGGACUUCUACAAGGUCCACGGCAAGGAGGCGGACUUUGACAUCAACAAAGGCAUCGUUGACCAGGGCGUCUACUCACAACUGGGGCAUGUGCUGGUGAUGGCGCACCGGAACGUCCUGGAGGGUGAGAAGAGCAAGGCGGUGAUCUGCGAGUGGAAGUCUCAUGCAUGCCCUCGGGUCUGCAGGAGCACGUUUGCGGCGGAAACGAUGGCAGCUCUGGAGGGCAUCGAGGACGCUAUGGCGUUCCGGGCAAGCCUCGCAGGUGCUCUUCGACGAGGUGGACUCGACGAAGGGUCGUGCCGGGACAUCAUCCCCAUAGUCCCGCUGACAGACUGCCGAUCGCUCUAUGACGCGAUCAAACGCGAAGGGGGUCCCAAAGCCCCUUCGGAAAAGCGGUUGCUGAUCGACCUCUCGGCUCUACGACAGUUGCUGGAUGGGGAGUUUGCACGGUGGGGCAAGGAGCUCAGCUGGACCACGACUAUGAGAUGGAUCCCCACGACCUAUCAACUCGCCGACCUGCUCACGAAGGUCAAGAGAUCCACUGAGUGGUGGAGCCAUGUACAUGGGGUCCAGCUUCCAUUCUGUCCAAAGGGCACAUAG